Messenger RNA from Drosophila kikkawai, 208 nucleotides. It is a transcript of the gene sloth2, whose product is annotated as sloth 2. Gene Ontology annotation, biological process: mitochondrial respiratory chain complex III assembly. Lineage: Eukaryota; Metazoa; Arthropoda; Insecta; Diptera; Drosophilidae. The record is from RefSeq and is a predicted model, not a curated record.
AUGCCCGCCGGUGUUUCUUGGGGCCAGUACAUGAAGUUCUUGGGCAGCGCCAUGCUGGCCAUGAUGGCCGGAUCGCAGGCUGUGCACAUGUACUAUCGCCCGCUCGAAGAUCUGCCCGCCUACAUAGAGCGGGAGAAGCGUAGCCCAGAUGCGAGUCCCAGUGCCACGAAGCCACCAGAUUCUGUUGAUUAAAGUUAAAGUUAAGCUA